Molecule: messenger RNA, 2518 nt
Organism: Cylas formicarius (sweet potato weevil)
Lineage: Eukaryota; Metazoa; Arthropoda; Insecta; Coleoptera; Brentidae
Product: alpha-tocopherol transfer protein-like
Exons: 6
Coding region: 1398-2318 (306 amino acids)
Cellular component (GO): membrane
Molecular function (GO): phosphatidylinositol bisphosphate binding
Source: RefSeq, a predicted model, not a curated record
ACGCUGCUUUAACAGGAUAGAUCGAAAUUGUGGAGUAACAUGAGAACACAAAAUUAAUUCCACCUGAAGGUUUCUACAAAUAAGCGUUCUAGCGCGAAAUUACUAAUAAAAUUUUAAUGGUUGCGGCUAGUUAUUAUCUGCUCAGAAGAAUUUGUGCUUAACGGUUCUGAGCUCGCAAUUAAAAAUAUCUAGACCGCUAUUAUGGUUGAAUUUAUUGCGCAUAUAAUACAAAGGAGAAAACUUUUAGAACAUCGGAGAUAUUUAACUGCUCAAGUGUGUCGGGGCAAUUAACCGAAUUAUGAAUCAUUUUCUGUAGAAACAUCGCCGACAAGUCAAGAGGUAAGCGAAAUAGAUGAAUUUCAUUUUGAAUUAAAGUUUUUAAAUGUUUUAAAGUGUUUUAUGUAGGAUAAGAUAUUGAACCUACGAAAAUAAUAUACAAGAAGUUCAUGUAGUUACGAGAUGCAUGUAUCGACAAUAUUGUUAAUUGUUGAUUCGAUUGGAUAUCAUGUAUGUUGUAUUAAAUCCAACUGGAAAGCUUGAAGGCAUUUUCUUCUUCAAGUGUCGGUCUUCACUUUGUCCACAGCAGAUCUGAUCAAUGCUUACUCCAUACCACUGAUGAAGAGUUCUGAGGCAAGACGUUAGACCAGGACCAUGUUUUCCCUCUAUUUUUCAUUGUAUGGUUAUAUGAGGCAAUUAAUAUCCUCCACCUUUCUUCUUUUAAUAUUAUCAACCUCUCUAUCUUUGUUCAAAUAUUGCAAAAACUGCUUGAUUCGCGUCACUCUGUCCACCCACGAUACCUUCAACAUUUUGCGGUAAGCCCACAUUUCGAAAGUCUCAAUCCUCUUGCGUAUUGUUACCGUGAGGGUAUAUGCUUCCAUACAGUAAAAUAAUAAGCUAAUGACAUAGCAACGCAAUAACCCUAUUCUUAAGGGAAUUCUGAAGGCUCUGUUGGUUUUGCAUGUUCUUAAAGGAUUCUUCUUGCUGGCUCUAUUCUGUUUUUGAUUUCUUGACUUGAGUCCCAUUUGAGAUAUCUGUUAAGUUAUAAGUUAUAUUUUUGUUUUUGCUGAUACCUAUCCAUUUGGUUUUCUUUAUAUUAAAGCGUAGACCCAAUGUUUUCUUAGCAUUUUAUGUAUAUUCUGGAGUGAAUGAUUUUCAAGAACAACUUCAAUACAUGGCUCAUUAAACUGAUCGUUCUAUAAUCUUUGCAUUACCUGCAGUUAUAACAGCCUCUUCUAUUCGGAUACGUACGCCACUGGCAGGCGCCGCAAUUCACUUUAAACCAGUCUCUCCGAGCUCCAUUAAAUCCGAAAAACAACCCCCUACGCGCCCUCAUCGCGACAGUCGCUACCACCAGAACGUUUCGGUAAGAUGUCGGCAAUCUGGGUCAUCGAAAAACAAUGACGUUAGUGCAACCUUCACCGGAACUUCAGAUCAACAUCAGGAAGGCGUUGAACGAGGACGUCACCACGAGAGACUCGGACCUACAACACAUCAAGGAAUGGCUUCUGAAACAGCCCCAUUUACCGGACACUUGGGACGAAGACAAAAUUAUGACCUUCCUGAGAGGUUGCAAAUUUUCCCUGGAGAAAACGAAAAGAAAACUGGACAUGUAUUUUACCAUGAGGACUGCCUGUCCCGAGUUCUUCUCCAAUCGGGAUAUCAACAGGCCCGAAAUGCAAGAGAUCAGUAAGAUGGGACACGUUCCUCCUCUACCGGGUCUCACUCCAGACGGCAAAAGGGUCAUAAUCCUACGGGGCAAAGAUAAGGACGUCGAUACCCCGAACAUAGCCGACAUCGCCAAGCUAGUGCUAAUGAUCGGAGACAUAAGACUUUCCGCAGAAGAACAAGGAGUGGCCGGUGACGUAUACGUCUUAGAUGCCAGCGUUGCCACAGCCAAGCACUUUUCCAAAGUCACUCCCUCCGUCAUAAAAAAAUUCUUGGUGUGCGUCCAGGAGGCGUAUCCAGUGAAACUCAAAGAAGUCCACGUCGUGAAUGUGUCGCCCUUAGUGGAGACCAUAGUCCAAUGGGUCAAGCCAUUUAUCAAGGAAAAGAUCCGUAACAGAAUACAUAUUCAUUCCGACUUCGAAGCUCUUCACAGCAUGGUGCCGAAGGAAAUUUUGCCCGAAGAAUAUGGCGGAACGGCCGGGAAACUUCAAGACUUCCACGACCAAUGGAUGAAAAAACUGGAUGAAUACGGACCCUGGUUCAAGGCGCAAGAGAACAUCAAAGCGGACGAGUCUAAACGUCCGGGCAAGCCGACCAAUUACGACGACUUGUUCGGUUUAGAUGGCAGCUUCAGACAGCUAACGAUCGAUUGAUUUAGGAACCAAUUUGUAGAUAUUUGUGUACAUUUUUUCUUCACCAAAUACGAAUAAGCGUGGAUCUGGGUGUUUCCGUUCAAAUUUAAACUGUUUUAUUAUUGUUGUAAUCAAGUGUUUGCGAUUAUGUCCACAACCUGUUAUCCUAUUGUUCACUAUUAAAUACAUCACCGUUGCAUAGUCCGUUAGCGUUUUCUUUU